Lachancea thermotolerans CBS 6340 is the source of this 963-nucleotide messenger RNA. It is a transcript of the gene CAR1, whose product is annotated as arginase. NCBI's taxonomy places the organism in Eukaryota, Fungi, Ascomycota, Saccharomycetes, Saccharomycetales, Saccharomycetaceae. Gene Ontology annotation, cellular component: nucleus; cytoplasm; cytosol. The transcript has a single exon. The record is from RefSeq and is a predicted model, not a curated record. Gene Ontology annotation, molecular function: manganese ion binding; arginase activity. Bases 1 to 963 code for a protein of 320 amino acids.
AUGUUGACAGAACCUAGUUUCGAUUUGUACCCAAACAAAAAGGCCGGUCUAGUGCUGGCUAACUUCUCAGGCGGCCAGGGAAAGUCCGGCGUGGAAGACGGCCCCAAGUACAUGCUGAGACAGGGCCUAAGGCAAGAUCUGCAGGAACUCGGCUGGACAACUUCCAUCGAGGAGCCACUCGCUAGCGACGACUACGAGAAGCGUAAGGAGACUGACACCUCCGACGUGUGGGGUAUCGUCAAGAGACCACAGCUUGUCGGUGAGGCCACCAAGCAAAUCUACGAAUCUGCGAAAAAAGUGCUGGAACGCGGUGAAAUGCCCGUGACCAUCGGCGGCGACCACUCUGUCGCCAUUGGGUCCAUCGCCGCGGUUUUCGAGAAGCACCCCGACGCGUGCGUACUGUGGAUCGACGCUCACGCAGACAUCAACACUCCAUCCACCACAGACUCCGGUAACCUGCACGGCUGCCCCGUCUCGUUUUUGAUGGGCCUCGACUCCGAGAACACACCUCCCUCCCUGCAGUGGGUGCCCAAGUGCGUGAAGCCCAACAAAAUUGCAUACAUCGGCCUACGUGACGUGGACGCAGGUGAGAAGCGCAUUCUGAGAGAGAACCACAUCCCAGCCUUCUCCAUGUACCACGUGGACCGUUUUGGCCUCAACCACGUGAUCGAGAUGGCCUUGCAGGCCAUCAACCCAGACGGUGACUGCCCAAUCCACCUGUCCUACGACGUCGAUGCCAUGGACCCCCUGUUUGUUCCUGCUACCGGAACUCCAGUCAGAGGUGGUCUGACGCUAAGAGAAGGUCUCUUUGUCGCCGAAAGAGUCGCUGAAACGGGUAAGUUGGUAGCUUUGGACGUUGUCGAAGUCAACCCAACACUCGCCGUUCACGACAUGCAUGUCCUAGACACCGUAUCAGCUGGCUGCGCCGUCGCUCGCUGUGCUUUGGGAGAGACUUUGCUGUAA